AUGGACGCCAUAGAAGACAUCCGCUACCGCCAAUCCACCCAAUUCCGCAUCUGGUCCUACUCACGCUCCAAGCUCGCCGAGCUUCGCGCCAAAACAAACGCCCUCGCCACCACCCACAUCACGAACCGCCUCGCCGCCGCCCAAGAUGGCCAGCCCUUACCCGAAUUCCUAACGCCGCAGGAGGAGGAGAAGCUCCUCAAGUUUUUUACUGUGGAGUUAUUGCGCGCCGCGGCCUUUUGCGAACUGCCGACCGAGAUUAGGGCGACGGCGGCGGUUCACCUGAGGCGGUUUUACGUGACGAAUUCGGUUAUGACGUAUUCGCCGACGGAGCUGUUGAAGACUUGUUUGUUCGCUGAGAAGUUCCCAAACACGACAGCUGAAGAGGUUGUCGCGGGCGAGUUUCUUCUUUGCCAGGGUAUACGGUUUUGUUUCGACGUGCGCCAUCCUUUCCGGGCCCUCGAGGGCGUUAUCCUAGAGCUGCGACGUCUCUAUCCCGAUGAGAGGUCGCGAAUCGACAGAGUGCACGCCCAGGCCAGACACAUCCUCAAGUUCAGCCCCCUCAUUACCGACGCCUACUUCCACUACACGCCGAGCCAAAUCAUGUUCGCCGCACUACUCAUGGCCGAUCCCGAGCUAGCAGAGCGAUUCAUUCAGCGAUCUUUCGACUUCACUGCCUCCCAAGCUUCCGCCAACGGAAAGACCGAGUCGCCCGUGAAGCCCGAUACAGAGGCGCUUGAAGCUCUACAAAGAAAGAUCGUCCAGACUAUCAAGUCGUGUAGAGAGCUUCUGGAGACGGAGCCGCCUGAGAGGAUGGAUAACUACUGGGGAACGGCCGAGUGCAACAAGGAGAUCCGCCCGUUACUACGAAAGCUCAAGAAGUGCCGCGAUCCCGAUAGGGCGGACCUCGUGGCUCUUCAGAGAGCUAGGCGGGAACAGGCGGUGAGGAAGGACCACGCUAUCAAGCCGCAGGACGACGGUUCGGUCUUUGGCGGUGGGCUUUCUGACGGUGCGCAAGCGAGGGAGGCGAAGCGUAGGAAGGUGGGCGGAGCUUUGGAAGAUCCGUUUGGACCUGCUCUCUGA
Molecule: messenger RNA, 1080 nt
Organism: Scedosporium apiospermum
Lineage: Eukaryota; Fungi; Ascomycota; Sordariomycetes; Microascales; Microascaceae
Product: Cyclin ccl1
Exons: 4
Coding region: 1-1080 (359 amino acids)
Biological process (GO): regulation of cyclin-dependent protein serine/threonine kinase activity; regulation of transcription by RNA polymerase II
Cellular component (GO): nucleus; transcription factor TFIIK complex
Molecular function (GO): cyclin-dependent protein serine/threonine kinase regulator activity
Source: RefSeq, a predicted model, not a curated record